Messenger RNA from Dermacentor albipictus, 492 nucleotides. The record is from RefSeq and is a predicted model, not a curated record. Lineage: Eukaryota; Metazoa; Arthropoda; Arachnida; Ixodida; Ixodidae.
AAGAAUGACCGUGCCUCGUACCUCGCAUGCAGAUUCAUGAGGCCAGCGCCUGAAUUCCGGAUUACAAACUUGGUGGAUGAGUGGCAGUACAAGGCGUGGCUAACCUUCACGGAUUCCACUGGGCGCCAAUGCGUUGGUCAGUACUGCCACCCGGAUUCACCGCGGCCCGGUUCCUGGUUGAACGGCCGCGUGCUGUCGUUUUCCAAGCUCAAGCUCUUCUCCAUCGAGAAAAAGAUCCGGAACCCGCCUCCGAUCACUCUGAGGUGUUACCACACUUACCGGAUCCAAGUGAAUGUUGGGAUUGUGGACGAUUACGGACACAUCAUCAGCGCAUCGGUCGUCCGGCAAUCUGUUGGUCACCGCUUCAUUGCCGUCACCAGUAGCAUUACUAGGCGUCCAAUCAACAGGGGUACAAGACAGGCACGCUAAGUGAAGUUCUCAAGGCUGUUUUUGUAAAAACAGCAAUAAAGAAAUAUUUUUUUGUGAGUACAA